Messenger RNA from Gaeumannomyces tritici R3-111a-1, 1466 nucleotides. RefSeq lists its product as hypothetical. Lineage: Eukaryota; Fungi; Ascomycota; Sordariomycetes; Magnaporthales; Magnaporthaceae. The transcript is spliced from 2 exons. The record is from RefSeq and is a predicted model, not a curated record. Bases 1 to 1359 code for a protein of 452 amino acids.
AUGCACGCAUUUCUAGUCUCGUGCCUCGCGGCAUGGGCAGCCCUGGCGGGCCUCGCGGCCGCAGGACCCCCCGUGGGCGGGGCCAAGGCGACGGCGGACGUCAACCCCCUUGGCGGCGUCUGCCUCGCGCAGUGGUACCCGCGGGGCAGCAGCAGCAGCAGCAGCAGCAGCAGCAACAAGGCCAGCAACAUGCUGAGCUACCACACGCGCGGCGACGGCAGCAUCUUCGAGUCUCGCAUGCACGCCAACGGCGGGUGGAUCAAGGCGGUGCCCGUGGUGCUGGCGGACGCAGGGAACCGGACCGCCGGCAACGCCAGUGUCGCGCGCGCCUGGACCGGCGGCGGCCCGCUCGCGUGCGCCGCCGAGGCGGUCGGCGACGGGCCCGACGACUUCCAGGUCCGGCUCUUCUACCAGCGCGCCGCCGAGGACGCCGGCGGGCCCGUCCAGCUGCACUCGAUCGUGUGGAAGAAGGACGCGGGAUGGAGAAACGACGAGGCCUUCAACAAACUCUUCGGACGCCCCGCCUCGGCCGGCGCGGCCAUCAAGUGGGCGGACCCCAAGACGGGCGACGUCGACUGGCGGCUCUACUACGUGCUCUACGACCGGGCGCCGUACGGCACGACGCGCGUGCGCGCCCGCAUCCACGAGGCCGUCCUGCGCACGCGCGGCGCCGACGGCGAGCCGCUGAGCUGGCGGCCCGGCAGCGACGGCAAGCCCGUGGCGUCACUCCUGCUCCGGGCGGGGCAGGCCGCCUCGGUGGCCGCCGCGGCGCUGCGCGGGGGCCGGCAAAUCUCGCUGGUGGCGUGGACGCUGCGGCCCGAGGAGGAGGAGCCCGGCAGCUACAGGCACGGCCGCAUCGUCCGGCGGCCCGGCGCGAUCCAGGAGACGCGGUGGACGCUCGAGACGAGGGCGUGGGAGUCGCGGACGCAGCAGCUGGUCGACUGGGGCUUCCCCGACGUGGGCGUGCUGGCCGCGGCGGCGUACCGCGAGCGCGGCGCCAACGGCGGCCGCGAGCUGCUGCUGACGCUGGCCAAGCACGCCGAGCCCACCAACGCCUUCGUCGGCAACUCGGCCGUGCUGCAGCUCGUGUCGGGCCCCGGCCUGUGGACGAAGUUGAUGCCGCCGGCGCCGGGCUGGCUCGCCGCCGAGACGGCCGCGUCGUCGCAGAUGGCGGCCGCGUCGUGGCUGGACGGCGUCGACGGCCAGGACGUGCGCAUCACGCUCCAUUAUGUCGCCUGCGACGUGCCCGACUACGUCUACGAGGGGAAGCCGUGUAACUACGUCAUUAAGGAGGCGCAAAGGAACUCGGAAAGUGCAAAUGCUUUUGCGUGGACCGAUAGCUUUGUGGUGUCGACCUAGAUGAGUUGUUGGUGGUGUUGUUGUGUACUUAGCCCGCAGUAGACUCGCUGUAAGCACCAACAAUAGUGGUGCUCAACAAACACGUUUUUGACCUCUAAAAGUUUGAU